GCCGCGGGCGCGUGUCGACUCUUCGCGGGAGUUCGGGUUCGGUUCCGGUUCUGCUGGAGCGGCGGGAUGUCCGUUUUAAACGAGUCUCUGCGCGAGCAGCUGUCCAUCAUCAUGGCCGCCCUCACCAAGGCGGCGGUGGCGGAGAUCUGCGAGGUGGUGGACGAGGGCUACGCGGUGCUGCAGCUGGAGGUGCAGCGGAGCCACCAGGAGAACCGGGACCUGCGGAAGAAGCUGCUCCUCAUCGAGUCCAUCGUGGUCCGGAGCGGCGGCCAGAGCGCCCAGGAGACGGCGGGGGCCAAGGAGGCGCAGAGGCCGCAAACCCCGCAGCUGCAGCCGGACACGGAGCGAGGCGAAGCCGCUGCCUCCUCCGGAGGAGCUGCGGCGGAGGAGCCGGAGGAGCUCUCAGAGGUGGUGCUGAUCAAAGAUGAAGACUCGGACGAAGCCGACAGCUCAGAGGAAGGGAACCGGACGCCUGCAGGCGGCGGUGGGGCGGCGCCGCUCAGAGAAACGAUCAGCCGGCGGAGGCGGCGGCGCAGUCGAGGUGAAGAUCCUGAGAAGUCUUCAUCGUCUGAGCGUGGGCUGGCCGCGGGGACGUCCAGGAACGUCUUCUCUCUGGACUCUCCUCGCAGCGAGCCGGGCCGCUCCGGUCAGCUCGUGGAAGAGGUCCAGAUGGAGGACGGCGAGUACUCGACUAACCUGGACCCGGACGUCCACCUGGUCCAGGACUGCUCUCUGGUGUCUGCCAGCUCCAGCAGGCAGGCGUAUUUCAGCGGCACCCUCGUGGAGUCGAACCGAGCAGAACUGGAGCUGAACGUGGACCCGGCCUGGACCAAGCAGUCCACGUUUGCACCGUUUCAUCCGAACGGACACGUGGACGGAGACGCAUUCGGCCUGAAGCUGAUCAGCGUCUCCGGGUCCGGACCAGCGCCCCCAGACUGCCAGCCGUCCAGCAGCAGGAGCUCCACGUUCCAGUACGAAGACAGCGCCGACGUCCUGACCUUCAGCCUCUACGGGGACCAGCCGGGCCGAGCCCAGCCGAGCGCCCACAGGAAGAGCUACGUCUGCCCCGCCUGCAACAAGACGUAUGCCAACAACCAGAACCUGGAGGUCCACAUGAGGAUCCACACGGGCGAGCGGCCGUUCACCUGCAACCAGUGUGGCAAGAAGUUCACGCAGUCGUCGCACCUGAAGUCUCACCUGAACGUCCACAGCGGGGAGCGGCCGUUCGCCUGCACGCUCUGCUCCAAGAGCUUCAUCGUCAGGAACAGCCUGAAGCUGCACAUGAAGAAGUGUCACCUGGACAACUGACCGCAGGUCCAAACGGUUCUGGAAACGGUCGAUGCUCUUCUUGCUCGGGGGCUGAGUAGAGUCGGGGCUGAGUAGGAGCGGUGCAAAAGCUCCAAUACUCAGCCCCGACUCUACUCAGCCUCGACUCUACUCAGCCCCGACUCUACUCAGCUUCGACUCUACUCAGCCCCGACUCUACCCAGCCCCGACUCUACUCAGCCCCGACUCUACUCAGCCCCGACUCUACCCAGCCCCGACUCUACUCAGCCCCGACUCUACCCAGCUCCGACUCUACCCAGCCCCGACUCUACUCAGCUCCGACUCUACUCAGCCCCGACUCUACCCAGCCCCGACUCUACCCAGCCCCGACUCUACUCAGCCCCGACUCUACUCAGCCCCGACUCUACUCAGCCCUCCACACAAAGAUCUCUAUUCCACUUUUUAGCUGAUUCGAGACCUCGUUUGGUCCCUGCUUCUCUGGUGGGACCGUGUGAGCUGAGUCGGUAUCGAAACGUCA
Molecule: messenger RNA, 1804 nt
Organism: Nematolebias whitei (Rio pearlfish)
Lineage: Eukaryota; Metazoa; Chordata; Actinopteri; Cyprinodontiformes; Rivulidae
Product: zinc finger protein 3 homolog
Exons: 3
Coding region: 67-1308 (413 amino acids)
Cellular component (GO): nucleus
Source: RefSeq, a predicted model, not a curated record